UAGAGGCUGUUGGUUGGUUCGAUGGUGUCCUGGCCCCAAUCUCAUCAUGUGCUCCCUACCAUUUUCUCUUCAUGCAAGACACAACUAUUACUGAAGACAACCCUCGAUCUACCAGAUCGAGAAACAAUUCCUCUCCUUCUGCUGGAAAUGUCAUUGACUUCACGAGACCUAUUACCAUCACAACCCCUGGACGCUACUUGCUUAGCAACCCUGACUCUGGCUGUAGUAUCAGUCUCUUCCAGGAUGUUUUCGCAAGUCAAUUGUGUGAUCAGUUCUCUUGUGAAAUCGAAAACACUGGUGCCCUCAAACAGUACACCACAAUCCACAAGCAGGCUCAAGUGCAUCUCCCACGACUGUCAUCAUGGUACGGCCCUGUUGACUAUGCAUUCUCAGGAAUCGUGAUGAAAGCCAACUCCGUGUCAGAAUGUCCUCGUCUUGUUGCAGCAUAUCAGCACAUGGUGGAAAAUCUCUUUGAACCCAACAACAUCGAUUGUUCCUCUGACUGCUUUCUGAUCAACCAGUACAGAACAGGUCGGGAUUCUUGCGGAGAACAUAGCGAUAAUGAGCCAGAGGUCGACCUCUCAAAACCUGUUGUUACUCUGUCACUCGGACAACAACGCUGUAUGCUCAUCAGAGAGGCUAAGAACUCUGGAAAUGCCAUCACAAUUAAACUUGACCAAGGUUCAGUUCUUGUUAUGCAUGGUACUGAUUUCCAGAAAAAGUACACUCACCAAAUACCCAAAGACAAUGCAAUCACUGCUGCACGCACAUCAGUGACCUAUAGGACCUGCAGCUCCAGCUUCCUGCGUGAAAGAAACGCCUUAUCUACACCUCUUACUGAGAUGCCUAUCACUCCUGUACUUGCGAACCUGUACUCACGAACUGUACUUGCCCCCAAGUCUACAGCUGAACCAGUAAGCUCCCCGUCGCUGCACAACAGACGUAGAUCUUCUCUGUCACUAUCUGGCCUCUCGCAAAUCAACAGCAUGGACAGCUCCCCAGUUGGAUCUCCUCUGGCAUCAAGCUCUCCCUCCGUGACCAGCAGUAAAACUUCAGUGUCUAAUAGUGAGACAUUCCCUCUCAGUUUGGAAGCCAUGUUAGAAGCCAUUGACUCAUUGAAAGAAAAAACGGUGAAAAACGAACUUUCUCGUCAUGGCAGCUCAAACUCAGGGUCCCUCAUUGACUGUAAGAAACGACUCAAGAAAGCUGUGAAAGCAUGCCACAAACGCCUUAGCGUGCUUCUUCUUGAGCCUCCUUCCACCUCAGCUGAGCCUGAUUGCGUCACCCAUUCCCUCCAAACCAUGGAAAACUCUGUUAUUGAUCUUCAAGCUAAAAUUAGUCUGCAACACACCACCCUGCAAACUCUUGUAUUGUGUUCUGACGAUAAAUCCAGUCAAAAAGGUAGCACCAGCUCCCCUAAUUUGUCCAACGAACUGAACACUGUGGACAAGAGACUCGAGAAGCUUGAAGAAAUCAUGAGCAGCAUCAACUCAAAACAACAAGACACUGCUACCUCCCUCAAAGCCUUUGAAGUUAAUAUCACUGCUAUUAAGAGCGAGGUUGAGGACUCUAAGGCCUGCCUGCAGUCUCUCCAGCUCAAAGACCAUACAAAUCCCUCAAACAAAAGGCCCUUGCCCCACUCUGCUCAAAACCAGAACCGUGGAAGGUCAAAUGGCACAUUCCCUGACUCUCAUAGAAAAACCAGAAAACCAAGAAAAGUUCUCCUCCUUCAUGACUCCCAGAUGAACGGAUUUAUAGCAGAGUCUUUCUCCUCUGGGUUUAAGGUUGAAAAAAUGAAAGUAGGUUCCUAUUCUGACCUAAACGGAAAACACAUGAGAGAUGUGAUUAAACAACCAGAGGUUGACUGUUACAUUCUUCAGCUUGGAGUAAAUGAUUACAGAUAUAAAGACCGUCCUGUAAAUAAAGCAGUCGAGGAUGCAAAAAAAGCCAUUGACACACUCCUCUCUAGCUCCAGUGCUAAGAUUGUCGUCUCCCUGCCCACUCCAACUCCUGGCCCAUUAAGUGAUUUAACAAAACAAUUUGUCUCGGAAAUCACCCAAUUUGUCUCCACGCAAAGAGAACUAAGUGACUUACACCGGCGCCUCUUCACUGUAAACAACACUGGAAACUUUUCCCGUGCCAUCUCUGCUGCCGGGUCAUCCCAAGACUCUCCUAACCCACUGAAGGAAGACCAACUUCAUGUCUCAGAGUAUGGUCUAAAAAAACUUUGUGUUAACAUAAAACUUGGCCUUUAUCGUGCCUUUGGUAUGAGAUCCCAUAGAAUGCAGCCCUCUACUGCAGAGCGCUAGAAUAACUCUAAAAUUCAAAAACAAAC
Messenger RNA from Bolinopsis microptera, 2335 nucleotides. RefSeq lists its product as uncharacterized. The record is from RefSeq and is a predicted model, not a curated record. The coding region runs from base 72 to 2309 and encodes 745 amino acids. Gene Ontology annotation, molecular function: dioxygenase activity. NCBI's taxonomy places the organism in Eukaryota, Metazoa, Ctenophora, Tentaculata, Lobata, Bolinopsidae. Gene Ontology annotation, cellular component: nucleus. Gene Ontology annotation, biological process: DNA alkylation repair; DNA repair. The transcript is spliced from 2 exons.